GGGGGUGGCAGCGUGUCCCACCCCCUCCUCCGGCUCCCCCCCGCACCCCGACACCCCUCGGUGCUGCCGGGGCUCCCCAAAAUGAGGGGCGGGGGGGGCUGUUACAUAAACACCGCGGGAUCCAUUUCCCUGUGCCUCGUGAAGCCGCGGUGCGACGUUGAUGGGCUGCGGGGACGGAGGCUCUCCCUACUAUGACAACGUGCGUCCCCUGUGCUACAGCGACUCGGACGCCGUCCUGCUCUGCUUCGACGUCAGCCGCCCCGAGACCCUCGACAGCGCAGCCAAGAAGGUGGGGAGGGGGCUCAGGCCCCAGGACAGUGUCCCUGUGAGGUUUGGGGGGCUCCAGGAGGCGGGGACACUGAUGCAGGGGGAUCCCUGUGAGGUUUAGGGGGCUCAGAAACAC
This is a messenger RNA of Cyanistes caeruleus (blue tit), 403 nucleotides long. The record is from RefSeq and is a predicted model, not a curated record. Lineage: Eukaryota; Metazoa; Chordata; Aves; Passeriformes; Paridae.